Messenger RNA from Cheilinus undulatus (humphead wrasse), 5308 nucleotides. RefSeq names its product sperm flagellar 2 (gene spef2). Gene Ontology annotation, molecular function: protein binding. Gene Ontology annotation, cellular component: sperm midpiece; manchette. The record is from RefSeq and is a predicted model, not a curated record. Bases 86 to 5242 code for a protein of 1718 amino acids. Lineage: Eukaryota; Metazoa; Chordata; Actinopteri; Labriformes; Labridae. Gene Ontology annotation, biological process: sperm axoneme assembly. The transcript is spliced from 39 exons.
CGUUGUUAACGAGCUAAAGACUCGGGCUACUACCCACUAUCAUGCCUUUUAGAGUAGUAUAGUUGUGUUUUGUUAAAGAGGAAACAUGUCGGAUAUAUUGUGUAAGUGGCUAAAUGAGGAGCUGCAGCUUUCAAAAACUGUUGAGCCAAAGACUUUAGCCAGGACUUUCUCAAAUGGUUACCUCAUUGGGGAGGUUCUGCAUAAAUAUCAGCUGCAGAGUGACUUCAAUAUGUUUACAAAGAAAGAAACUUCCAUCUCCAAACUGAAUAACUUCACUCGCCUUGAGCCUACCCUCCGGUUACUGGGGAUCUCCUUCAACAUAAACACAGCCCAGGACCUGAUGCAGGAGAAGCAGGGUGUCGCCACACGCCUUCUUUACCAACUAUAUGUCUCACUAGAAAACAAGAAGAAAGCAGAAAUCAGUGGGACAAUGAUGGAAAUCAUGCAGCCUUCAGCCACUGCUGGUCUGCAUAAAAAGGAGCACGAGAUCUAUGCUGAUCGACUGCAUCAGGUGAUAAAACGUGACGCAGACCUGAAGCUGCUAAAGAUUUCAGAGCACUAUGAAGAUAAAUGUCAGCAGUUGAGCAACAAGUCUGUGAUGACUCAUUCCAUCCAGCAAAGCAAGCCUUUCAAAGAUGAGACAAGGAUCACGAAUACUGAAAAGCUGCAGGUGCGUCGACAGAAGGGCAAAGGCAUUGUGACUAAUAACCAGGCUGCUAUUGUCCAGGUCCCCAGGCCACCUCCCUACUCUUCACAGCUCAACCUAAAGAAGAGACAACAGCAGCAGCAGUGCAGAGAACAACAAGCACAGAGAGUCCAGACUGAAAUAGCCCAGUUUGAGACAAACAGGAAGAAAGCACUACCACAUGGUUCUCCUUUAAGUGGAGUUCCUCUUGGUGCAAGCAGCUGUGAGGUCCCUGGGAGUGGAACAAAGCUGGUAUUACAAUCCAACAGUAAAUAUCUACAGGAUAUUCGCCAAAGGCUGGAGGAGAGUGCACUUGCUCGUGAGCAGAGAGAGAAAAGAGUAAACAGGUUCCUGAUGGAGCAACUAAAGGCCCAUGAAGCUCAAGAGGAGGCACGGCGAGAUGAGCAGUUAGUGAAGCGUCUGACACGUCAGACUCAACAGGAGCAGCGUUUGGCUGUUCAACUCCUCCAGAUGCGUAGGCAGGUGGAGGUGAUCCGCAACAACCGCCUGUUCAGAGAGCAGCAGUUCCAGCAGCGAAGAGAGAGGGACUUCCAGGAGGCUCUGGAGAGGGAGGCGGCUUUGGCUCGGCAGGCUAAAUUGGCAGUUGCUGAAGAAAUCAAACAGGAGCUUGAGUUCUGUAGCAGGAUGGCUGCAGAGCGAGCUCAGAGCAGACACAAGAAGCACUUUACAAUCUGCAAGGGAAUUGUGGAGCAGAUAGUGGACUUGACCACCAAAGUUGGAGAAUAUCGACUGCUGGCUGGGAAUCUGAUUCCAGCAAAGGUGAUGAGAGAGUGGAAGGAACUGCUGUUCAGUGGUCUGCCUCUCUAUGAGCCAAUACAGGGCCAGCAGCCAGGGUUUGAGUUCUCUACCCCACUAGACCCUGUAGAGCUUAAGAAGCAGGACAAACUCAACAACCAGGACUAUGAUGAAUACACCAACAUGGAUGGUGAGUGGGCAUGGCCUGAGGAGGCUGGGGAGGCUAAAUUACCUCUAAAAAACAACAACAUUCUUGGGCAUGUUGUCCAGCGACUGAGGAACAUUGUUCGCCCAACCAUUGUGCAACCCUCCUCGCCUUCAUUUCCUCACUUUACCUUCAAGGCUUGUGUUCUGGGCAAGUUUUGCUCUGGGAAGACCACCUGCUUGGCCAAGAUUGCCCAAGCCCAUAGCAUCUGUGUCUUAUCUGCUUCCACUCUGAUUGAAGAGGCGUUGAAUGCUUACAAGAAUCAAGAAGAGCACUUCUUUUCAAAAAAUAAAAAAAAUAUACAGGUUCAAGGAGGGAAAGAUGCUGAGCAACAAGAUACAUCCUCAACGCUUUUGAAGCCUGAUCUUGAAAGCCGGGAGAAAAGUAGAGACAGCAGUAUACAUUUGUCCACACGGGCUAGGCAGGGAGCAGCUGCAGAAGAAGAACUGAGAAAAGGCAAAGCCAUCUCUAAUGAGCAGAUAGUCGACAUUAUAGCAGAGGCUAUUAGACAACUUCCAGCUCAUUCAGGUUGGAUCCUGGAUGGCUUUCCAACUGACAUCAACCAGGCCCACUUGCUAGAAAAAGCCCUAGGUGGAUCUGUAGAUGAAGAAAAUGAAGUUAUAAACAGCAGGACAAACCUGGCCACUGAUCCUGAUCCUCCCAAACCUCCACCUCCCCCUGCUCCUGUGCUAGAUAUGGCUCUGCUGCUGGAUGUCCCUGACGAGUGUGUGGUAACACGUGCAUACACUAACAAAGAUACAGAAAGUUCUGUAACCUCCUGUUCAGAUAGAACAUUGUAUUUGGCACAAACUCCACACAGGAUAACAGCUUUUCAGGAGACCUGGCCAAAACUUGAAGAGUGGUUUGGCGGGAAGCAAAACAUUCUGAUCCGCAUUGAUGCAGAUGUAGAUGAGGAAGAGCUUUACAAGAAGCUGGAGUCUGCCCUGCAGAAUGUUAUGUUACAAAGACAGAAAGCCUCUACCACCCCUCAAGUUUCUGAUGCAACAUUGGAAAGUCUGAAAGCCCCAGAAUCCUCUUCUUCUGCCUCACCUUCACCCGUGGACAGAUCAACAGCCAUCAAGGACAAGGCUCUUAGCCGCUCAGACUCCUGCUCGAGCCUGAAGGAGGAUAAAGCACUAAAAGUGAAGUCACUUUCCAGAUCCACACCAAACACCCCUAGAGGACAUUCAAGAAAGUCGUCAACUUCUUCUCUGAUCAAGGAGCCACAGCACUCUGCCUCACCUCUCCCUGGUUCACCCUCCUGGGUCUAUGUGGAUGAGCCCCUUCCUCCAGAAAUCUCAGAGUUUCUGUGCUCUUAUUGGGAUGCGUCCUGUGAUUCUUAUGUAAACAGCGUAAAGACAGUGAUGCAGCAGCUUCGCUCACAGCGCACUAUUAUCGACCAUCACCUUUACAACAUCAAAGAGGAGUAUAAGCGUUACCUUGGCCGUCCAGACUUGAGGCAGGAGUUAGUGUCUUGGUGGCAGAAGGACUUCAACAGCAUUGCUGAGGACGUGAGAGAGGACGAGGAUACCAAAUCAGAGCUACAUCUGAGACUAGAUGAACUGCGUGAGCGUUUGUGGGACAUCAGUGACAAACGUAAAGAGGAGGAUGAACGAGAGAGGGCUGUUCUGGGGGAAGGCUGGCUGGCAGACCACAGUGCUUUCCUUAUCAACAACCAUUCUGUGCUAAUACAGAUAGAAUUGGACCGUUUCUAUAACACGCUGCACAUCCUUAGAGUGUACUAUCAGUGCAUGCACAGACAAGGGCUUCCUGAGCUUCCCUCCGACUUGGUCUGCAUCCCCCUACUGGAGAAGGAUCAGAAUGAAAGUUCUGAACCAGCGGACACAAGUGCAUGUAGUCAGAGGGAGGAUGGAGAGCUCAGUAAAUUCAUCCCCUUCCUCCCAAAGCGUCCGGACUCCUCUUUAGGGUCUUCCAAGAUGAAAAGCCCAGAUCAGACACAACCCGUCAAGCUGCCCAACGAGAAACUGAUUUCAGAUUACGAAGAAGCCUUCACAACCAUCAGCAAAUUGGUGGCAGCAGAAGCCCACCAGGGGGAGACAAAGGAGCAGAAUGAGAAACCGGCAAAGAAAGAAAUGCAAAAUGCCCCUGCAAGUGCAAAGAAGAAGGACCGCAGGAAACAAUCGGCCAAAAAAGCUAAAGGUCCAUCAAACCCACCUUCAGCAUCCAGCCCUGCUCAAGCUGAUGAGUCAGGAAAGAAUCAAGCUAAGGAAGUCAUUAACAAGAUAGAUAAAGAAUACGCAGCAGCACUGAGCCAUGAAGAGAACGCAGCAAAGGUGCGCAUUGCUCUGGUGAAAGGUCAUGGUCAGAUGAUGCUACACUCCCUGCGCAGCAGGGCAGAACAGGCCUUAAACAGCAUGGAGAAAUGGUUACAGGAACACUACCUUGAAGAAAUGAAGAGCAUUGACCAGCUAACAGCAGUGGUUUGCCACCACAUAGAGACUGGCACUAAGUUACAGGAAGAAGCAGUGUUGGAAGGUACAGACUUCUACCUGAAUGGAGAUCACCACAUGGUGGCUAGCCAGGCUCCUUUUCCCUGUCCAUCUCUGGAGAAACAACAACAAUCCACCCCAACAAUCAAUCAACUAGAGGCCCUCCGUCAACAGCUAUGCACUGUUGCCCCAACAGGCCUCAUGUCAAGUUUUGAGUUCUCCUGUUUGCUUAUGGAUAGCAUAAGUAGAAACACCUUGCCUGAAACUUGGACUAGCAAGAAUGAAACACAGCUGAUGGAGAUUGUGUCUCUGCUGACAGACAACCAUGGUCUGGUAGACUGGCAUCGGUUUCUGCUCAGUGCUGCCCUUCCUUGGCCAUAUCCCUCCCUGACACAGCUUCUGGCUGUGCUGCAACGUUUCAAGGCAGCAGAUACUGGCCACACAGGCUAUAUUAAUAAAGAACAGUACCAACAGGCAGAGUUGUGGUUUUUCAAAGAGAGUGUCGAGCCAAUCCCUGAGGACCCCUCUGAGCUUCUAUCUGAUGAUGGUCUGGCUAAUCUUCACAUGUUCUUCUUCCAGUUGUUUGCAGACCACUCCAUCUCUCCCCCUCAACUGGACUAUGUGUCCAUGCUGCAGUACUUUGCAGCCGACCCUAACCCCAAGGAAGGCUUCCUCAGAGCACUGAGUGUAGUGUCAGGACAUCAUCUGAAGCACUCCUCAACCGACCAUCUUGUCAAGUCUAUGCCCAGUAUAGAAGAGGCAACAGAGCUCAGUACCUCAGAUGUCGAUGUAGAGUACAAGGAAGAAGAGACUCACCUGUGUGCAUCCAGUAGUUCUUUUGGUAAGCAGGAAGUAUCCAUCUCUGCUCUCCUCGCUGUCAUUUGCCAUAAAGUGGCCAGGAUGAAAGAUGGAAACCCCCUUCCUCCUGGAUGCAUCACUCAGCAGGAGCACAUGGCGCAGUUGGUUGAUGUAUUCAAAGAGCUGGGCUACAAACCAGAAGAUUGUGUCCCCUUCUCUAUCCUCUCUCAGCAUCCUUUCAUCCAGGAAAUGAUGGAGACGUCAUUACAACACCAGCUUGUUAACAUCCAUAGAGUCCUGCUUACACAACCGGAUGAGGAAGAGGCUAACAGCUUCACAGUUCCCUAAAGGAUAAAGCUUUUAUAAUGCAUACAGCUGACUCUAUCAAAAAGAUUUCCAUCUCAUGGCAUCACA